This is a messenger RNA of Gigantopelta aegis, 8005 nucleotides long. RefSeq names its product BTB/POZ domain-containing protein 7-like. Gene Ontology annotation, molecular function: protein binding. The record is from RefSeq and is a predicted model, not a curated record. The coding region runs from base 124 to 2490 and encodes 788 amino acids. Lineage: Eukaryota; Metazoa; Mollusca; Gastropoda; Neomphalida; Peltospiridae. The transcript has 8 exons. Gene Ontology annotation, biological process: morphogenesis of a branching epithelium.
GUUAUAUGCUGUGGAUGUCAAAGUAGUUGAUAAAAUGUGAAGUUAUUUUGCGUGUUUGUGGUCUAAGUAUGGUGCUUCCAGCUCGUUCCUUGCCUCUGUGAUGUUGGAAUAAAACCUAGAGUGAUGGGAACAAAUUCCUCACUUCCAGACCGUGGUCAGUCGGCUCCGAAGUCUCCAUUUGCCCGUCUUUCUGCGGUGUACGGUGUUUCCGAUGGAGAACUCAGUUCACGGGAGAAAAAGAAAAAGGCCUCCAAAUUUGCCACCUUGCGGCGUAAGCUAAUACGAGUUCGACGACACAGUAGAUCAUUAGAUUACGGGAAAUCUUUACGGGAAUUAAUAUCGUCUUGGCAUGUGCGAGAUGUUAGUGCCCUUGUUCAGGAAUAUGAGGCACUGGUAUCGCUCAAAGAACUUGCACUGGCUGCAAACCUAGCUCGGCCUAAUGCCAGCACACUUCGGCAAGACUUGUCCACAUUAUAUGACUGGAAAUUAUGUACAGAUGUUGAUUUAUUAUAUAAGGGAACAUGUUUCCCUGCCCACCGAUCUUUGCUUGCAAUUAGGAGUCCAUUUUUCCGUGAUCUAUUGUCGCGGUAUCCAGACUAUGGUGUAUCAGUCCCGGUAAAGUUAAAAACCUCAGGUGUGGAUGUGACACUGUUUUCUGCAUUGCUGCGAUAUUUGUAUACUGAUGAACUGAAUACGCAAGAGCUCAAUUUGGAGAACAGCGAGAUACUUCAAAAGCUGGCUUUGGAGUUUGGUGUGCCUAAUGCCGUGGAGCAUGACCUUAGGACUCUGUUGGAGACCGGGGAAUACAGUGAUGCUGUCCUCGUGUUCUCCACGGAAACCGAACAGUACGACUUGAUGACUGCUAGCACCAGUGAUGCCUCGCAUGCUAUGCAGUACUCUAACAGGACUUCUAGGCUCGAAUUCCCAUGCCACAAGGCCAUCCUGGCAGCUAGGUCACCUUUUUUCAGGAACUUGAUAAUCCGUCGAGCCCGUUCUGGUGAGGAGCUUACGGAGCGGGCAUUGCACACUCGUUCACGGAUAGUGUUAGAUGAGUCUGUGAUCUCUCGACGGUACGCUCGCGUCCUGUUGAACGCAAUCUAUCAGGACUGUGUGGACUUGUCGUGCAUCGUCCGAGGCAGCUCGAGUAUGUGCAGUCUGAGCGAGGUGCAGGCCAUGGUGUCCAGCGGCAAGUGUCAGAUGACCAUGGUGGAUGAGGCCAUGGAGAUCUACCAGAUCGGGCAGUUCCUCGAUUUUACUGUGCUCUCUCAAGGUUCCGAGGACAUCAUUGUUGACAACAUCUCGACUGAUAACCUGACAUCUGUGUUAAACUGGAGUUCCGAAGCACAUGGGUCUCCCUGGGUUCACCGACAAGGACUACACUACCUGAAGGAAGAGUUCAUACAGAUCGCACACUCCCCGGUGCUGCAUGAUCUUAGCAAAGAGUACAUGAUAGAGGCACUUCGUUCAGAUUUCCUGCAGGCAGGAGAGCUGGAUGUGCUGAUUGCAGUGUUGAAGUGGGGUGAGCAGCAGCUGGUCCGUAGAAUAGAAGAGAGAGAACCAAAUCUUCUGAGUCAUACCGCUCACAGUGUUGCUAAGAAAGGUGUGAAGAAACGAGACUUGAAUGAUGUCGAGCUGAGAGAUAUCUUGGCGGACAUAUUACCAUUGGUCAGGCUGGACCAUGUGAUACCAUACAGUAACGAUACUCUAAACGGUGCAAUAAAACGAGGGCUUGUCAGUACCCCUCCAUCGCACAUGAUUGGAGAUGAAAGUCCGGGACACAAAAUUUGUGCGUGGGUUCGAGGGAAGAACAAUGGAAUAUAUGUGAGACCACGAUUGUUCAUUCCUUACUAUGAAGAAGCAAAGUCUGUAUUAGAAGACCAACUGUCCUUGGCUCACGAGCAGGACUCGAGUCGAGUGAGAAUGAUCAACAUGUCAUCUAUCCCCGACACCCUGUACAUGGUGGAGGACCGGCACUACACCAUGCCCUACGCUCUUUCUCCAGCAUCCACAGUGGACAUCAUUGCUGGCACGAUACCCGUUCCUGACCGUAACACAUUAGUUACAAUGCUGCAGCGAGAAGCCGAGCUACAGCGAUCCAGGGUGGCCCAGCGAGCGUACGCCCUGCCGUAUUCGGACAAGCGUGCGGUGAGUUCCCAGAUCCAGCUGCGCGUGGUGCGGGAGUUUGGGCUGCCCGACAACACCGUGGAGGUGAUGACCAACAGCCAGUACUACUACUCGGAGGAGACACGCUUCUCUGAACGCCGCUACAUCGCCUCGCCGGCACGCAAGAAACACAGCCCAGUCCUGUCUCUGUCACCUUCACCUCCAUAUAGUCCCACUGUGAAUGAAGCCAGUAGUGAAAGUGUUUUAAGUGACACAAUGCCUGAUAUUGCCAUGGCAACAUCGUCCAUGAGUCAGCUGCACAUGCAUGAAGAUUUUGAAUUGGACAUUGGUGAUGGAAACAGCCACCAUGGGACUCUGUACAUUUGAAUCACUCGGUUACAUGUUCACCUGUGUACAUAUUAUCUGUGUUGUAGCACCUGUAAUUAACUGCUACAUGUCAUUACCUCAUCAAGCUAAUUCGUUAAAAGCUGGUAAUAUGCAGACCAAGUGCAAUAUCAGAUUGGUAGUCAGGUUUAUUACUGUUCGGAAAAUGUCUUUAAAGGUCUUGCAUUAUUUUCUUGAUUUUCUCUAUCUGUGGUAAAUUUCAAGCUUUUACUUGACUUCUUUCAAAACUUAACAACUGCUUGAUAAUUAGAUAUUUAGAAUUAUACUUCUUGUAGACCAGUCAUUAAUUAGAAGAGUAACAGACUUCACUGCUUCAAAAAUAUUAAAUUAUUAAUACAUGAUGAUUUUACUACAUGUUUAUUUUAUUUAGUUAACAGUUAAACAAAUUUCGAUUUAAAUAGGUGAUGUAAUUUUUAAAAUGUGUUAAUGUUUGGUGGGGAAAAUUAUGCAUUGGAAAAUUCUCCGUCCAGUCUUUUGUGUAAAACUGCUGGAUGAAAGAGAAAUAAUAUAUUUAACAGAGUGGUCUGAUUGUAAUUUCAACUUCUUGCAAUGAUUAUAUAGAGAGAGUGAACUCUUUCGUAUGUGCUCAUGUACCACGAAGGUUUCAGGCACACCCAUCCCGAAACUUAACCUCCGACAUCGCCAGUGACUAUGAUUCAAUUUUUUUUUAGCCCCAGGUUAGCUUGGAUCUAUUAGUAUCGGGGUGAUAGCUUUUGAUUACAUGUUAUAGAGAACUGCCUUUCUGAUCACAGUCAACCCCAUUGAUAAAGUAAUAGGAUUACAUUUCCACUUCGAGUAUUAAGAUAUUCUGAAUCUGCUAUUCAUGUUUUGUGCAAUAUCAAUUGAAAUGUUAUGUUUUUAUGCAAUUUGACUUUAGUAAUUAGUAAAUUAUGACAAAAUUUGACUAAAUUCUAUUUUCUUUCAUGUUUUGCUACCUCAUAAAGUAAUUUUUUUUUUUUUUUUUUGGGUCUAAUCAAUACUGUGCUCCUAGAAAAUGUAACCAUUCUUGCAAAACUUUAUUCUGGACUUUGAUGUCAUACAAAAUACAUUCAUGAAUAUUCACUUUCAAAUGAAAGCCUUAAGUUUAAAAUAUUUUAUGAAUAGUUUCUGUUUUCAGGUUAUCUAUAAAAAAAUAAUUAAUGUUUAGACUGCUGAAUGAAGUUUGACAAAAAUUAAGUUGAUUGGGUACCAGAAUAUCACUUAGAUAUUUUGACUAUAAAAAAUACAAUGUGACAUUAGAAUAAUAAAGUCAUAGGUAAAAGUAUAGGUAAAAGUAUAUUAGAUAUAAUGAUCCAGAGUUGUAAAUGAAUUUGUAAAUGCCAUUAUUAUGUAUAUGUGUGUAAAUAGAUUUAACGUGUAACCACUUGAUAUUAUAUUGUAUGUGUAUACUGUGGUUACUUGAAUAUAGUACUUCCAUUGAGCUAAUCCAUCCAAGGUUUGAGGGGGAUCUAAGCCAUUAUAUUGGGGCUUGACAAAGUGCUUGUGUUUAACAUGUGAUGUUGAUCCUCUGUGAUAAUGCACUUAACUCUUGGUAGCACAACAAAAACUGAGGAAAGCCUGUGGAUGUGUUAUUGAUCUUCAGUUAACCAGGUAGAAGUAGACCUGAAAUAUGUUUGUAAUUAAUGUAAACAGGUUUUUUUUAGGUCAGAACACAUUUUUCUGGGCAGCAAAAUUAAUUUUUUAACAAACACAUGUUGUUACAGUUCAAAUUAUUAAUCAGAUUGUGUUAAAUUUUAAAUCUUGAAAUGCUUUUUUACUUCAUUCUAACAUAAUUGCUUAGCUGUUCAAGUAUUUGACUUUGGGACUUCAUUUUUGUACAUAGUUACGACAUAUUUGACGGUUAAUAGUUACUGUUGAUGUAACUUUUUAUAAUGCCAGGUAAAACAGUUUGAGAAUAAUCUGCAUUUGAUAAAUGACAUAUAACAAUACAGGGCCUAAACAAUAACAGUGUUAAUUUGUGUUGUAAUUAACCAGAAUUAUUAUAUUUACUUAGUACAUUAUAUUGGAAAUGGUUUAUCUCAGAUUAAUGGUUAAUUAUUGAGAGUAACAUGUUACAUGUCCAUGGUUUUCCAAAAUAAUGUGUUGUAUUUAAACAGUAAUAAAUUAAACUGGUUAAAUUGUAGUGAGCUCUUCGAUUGCAAGUGUAUCAUUUGCAUCCAGUUGACCUCACAGCACAAAAUGUUUUUCUUGUAACACAAGGUGUGAUUGGCAUUAAACACAGGUAAAGCUUGCUGUGUCCAACAUUAGCUGAAAGUGACAGUUAAUUGGGUAAAUAUAUUUUUAUUACAUACUGAUGCAGACAUUAAACAAAGGUUACGCUUCACCAGAACAAAAUUCUAAAACAAAUACUGAGACUGUUAUUUUGUGUGUUAUACACAUUACUGUUAUAUUUUAGGUGAAAAUACAAAACUUGUGUACAGAGUGUAUGGAAAAUACUUGUGGAAUGAGUACAUUUACUAUGUGGAAAAUACUUUACUUGUGGAAUGAUUAUUUACAUUGUAUAUGGAAGAUCUUUUACUUGUGGAGUAUGUUUACAUUGUAGGUGAAAAAUACUUAGUUCUGGAGGGAGUACAUAGAAAAUAUUUUACAUGUGGAGUUGAACCUGUAUAUUUUACCAAACAUAACACUUGACAAGGCGAUUUUAGAUUGUUCACAAAUAUGUUAGUUGUUCUUCUUGCCUCUUGGUCUGCUGUCCAAUUUUCUAGGCAGCAAUUUAGAUAGUAUCCUACUUAGCGGCGUCUCUGAAUAGCACAUGUUUAGAUAUAUUAUAAACUAUUAAAGUAGAAUAAUUCAGUUUUUGCAAAUACAUGUAUAUGCAAAUUGCCAAAAAUAUGUUGUGUACAAUUUUUGUUGGCACUAGGUUAACCAGAUGUAUAUAGAAGUUUGAAAAGUUCAAGUGUAUUUUAAUGAAUUUAUGUUAUUUUCAGGUUGGAAACAUUUAAAAAGGUGUCUAGAAUUUUAAGUUAGUUGAGUGUAAUUUACAAUUAAAAAAAGAUUAUUUACAGAAAAUGCUUUAAAAUAAUUGGCCCAUUUUGUUUUUGUAUAUUUUGUUUUUAUGAUCAAGUGUUGAACACUUUAACUUAUAGUAAUAUAUUAUAAAAUCAGUUGGCAAGAGAAAUUUGUAAAACACCAUUAUAGAAAUUUUAUUACAUUUUCCAAGGAUUAUGCUUGAAUUUUUAUGUAUAUUUUGAUCUCAUUGAAGCACAUGUAUAUUUCACUUGACAUGGUCAUGUGCCCAGGGCAGACCACUGCUUUAUUCACAUAUGUGUUAUAUGUCUGUAUAUUGUCAUAUUGUUUUUAAUGCACAUACUGCCACCAUAUCUGUGUGAUAUUGAAGGAGCAAUCUCAGUCCCUAUGUUUUCACAUUACUUACAUAGAGAAAUAAUCGGUAUAGAUAAAUAUAUAAUAUAGGGAAUCAUGUCUAUGUUCCCUCAGCUAACCCUAACCCUGAGGGAACAUAGAGCUUAGGAACCCUAACCCUAACUCUGAGGGAACAUAGAGCUGACCCCUAAUAUAGUGGGGGGAAUACUGGUGCUAUGCACGAGUACUUUCCAACUAUAUGUGUAUUGAUUAAUUGAUGUAUAUGUUAUAUUAGUUACUAGAAUACUAUCACUGCAUUUUACCGUUUCAUUUGUUCUGUGUAGUGGCUAUGAAAAGUAAUUUCUCUUAAAUUUACUUUGUCAGCGACAGAGAAAUUAGUGGAGAAGUUAAACAAAACAAAAACUUUAAACCAAACACCAAAGAUUAAAAUAAGAAGAAAAAUAUUAAAUCUGCCAUGCAAAUAUUUCUAUUUUAUUAAAAAGUAUUAAGUUUGGAAAUAUGGUUUAUCAUGAAUCCACACUUCCUGUGACCCAGUAACCUAUAAUGGAGAAUUAAAAGUACCUGAUAACACCUAGUGACCUACUUUGUUAACAUGAUGACUUUGGCAUUGUUUUGUGUUAUCGGAUCAGUUAGAAAUUGGUUGCUUAUUUUUCAAACAUCCAAUGCCAGCAAUAAAUGCUGAAUGCAUAAAUAAAUAUUAUUUUUACACUUUUGUACUACUUGAAUACCUUUUGUUUUUCAACUGCCCCUAUUUGCAACGAGCUAGCAUUUUGAUUUAAACAAAACGAACAAAAAAGUAGCUUCUUGCAAAGGAUGGUCUACAUUAGAACAGUGUCAGGUGUCACAUAGCCACAUGAAGAGUAGUGUGACUUAAGAUAGUGACAUAGAUCGUCCUUAAGUGAGAACUAAAUCUGUUUCUCUUCACACACAAAAUAUAGCUUGAAACCAAAUAAACACAAUAUCAAAACAUAGUAACCUAAUAUUCUAUAAAUCAGCACCAAAUAUUUUUUGUAAUGAUUUAUACACUUCUAACCAUUAUGUACUAUCCUGUCUGUGGGAUGGUGCAUAUAAAAGAUCCCUUGCUGCUAACAAUAUGUCUAACCAUAUAACCGUAAAUAAAAUGUGUUGAGUGCGUUGUUAAAUAAACCCAUUUCCUUCCUUUCUUCUAACCAUUAUUGAUAUAAAUGCUAAUAACUGACAGUUCUUUAUUACAUAUUUUUCUGUUUUAAACUUAUCUUUUCACAGUUUGUUAUUUAAAAACUAAAAAAUAUUAAUUUUUCUUUGUAAUAGGUAAAGGGAAAUAACUCUUCUCAAAAUGUUAAAUGGUGUACUCAGAAGAAAAAAUAAAAUGCCACAGUAACAUUUAAUCUAGAUUUCAUUCUGUUAGAAAUUUGUCUAAGUCUUUGGGUGACAUAUGCUACAGAUAAUAUUAGAAUGUACAAUUGGUCAGUCAUCCUUAAUUAAAAUUAGAGUUAAAGAACUGUGUAUCUUAUCUUAGAUAAAAAUACACGAUGUUUUUCCAAAUAUGAAAAAGAAAUAUAUAAAUAGGCAUAUAGUAAUGAAACGAGCAAACUUUACAGCACAUUUAUAACACUACACAUUUUAUAGAUGUAAGAAAGUUACUUUAAUAGCCGCUCCCCAGAAUGAUAUAGAAGUGCAUUUAACUUCACCUGAUUUAUAAGUGAAAUGGUCUGCAUUGAAAUGAAUGUUAUGCACAGGCUGUAGUAUUUUCUCAGCUAUUAGCUUGGUUUACAGGUGACUUUUUUUAAUUUCGUUCUUUUACAUUAUGUACCAUAUCACUAAGCUGGGUUUCCAUCUUACUAUCUUAGAUCUGUGAUUAAGUAAUUAAGCAAAAACAUAUUUUAUUGAAAACAGAAUUUAAUAUUGGUAACUAUUAUGUCAGACAUCAUGUCCCUAUAUCCUUAUGAAUCAUUGUUAGAAACAUUUCAAUGAUUGUACUGUUAUUGUUGAGUUUGCUCCAUACAUGUGUUUAGAUUUUUCUCUUCUUCAGAACAUGCUCUUACUCUACAUGCAGGAUCCUUUGUUUGCCAUGUUUUGUUGUUAGGAGAUUUAAUCUGUGUUAAAUUAUUGCUUGCCAAGUUGUUUCUGUACAUAUUUGCAUUUGGUUAUGUCUGUGUGAUCAUCUUUUUGUAAAUUAAUAAAGUAAAUAAUGUUU